AUGAAAUCCAGUGCUAUGGGCAAGAAACUUGGGACUUGGCCGCUCUGGAAGAAGCUGGUUUUGGCUGGCAUUAUCCUCAUCAUCGUCAUCCCGCUCAGCGUUGGGCUUGGUGUUGGCCUUUCCAGAUCAAAAGGCGGAUCCAAUGACGACACUGAUGAUGAUGGAAACAACGACGAUUCCAGCGGUGAUACCCCCGGAAAUACCCCCAACCACACCUCUCUCUGGCAACCUGAAGUAGGUGCAUCAUGGCAGAUCAUUCUUCUCAAGCCGAUUGAGGUCCACACCGACACCAAGAUUGAGCCUGACGUUGAAAUCUUUGACCUGGAUCUCUACGAUAACGAUGCUUCUACCUUUGCUGCGCUUAAGAAGCUUGGCAAGAAGGUUAUUUGCUACUUCAGUGCUGGUUCUUAUGAGAAUUGGCGUGAUGACAAGAAAGAUUUCCAUGAGGCCGACCUCGGCAAACCGCUCGAUGGCUGGCCAGGCGAGCGAUGGCUGAAUGUAUCCAGCCCGAAUGUGCGUUCUAUUAUGAAAAAGCGCAUCGAAAUGGCAGCAAAGAAGGGUUGCGAUGCUAUCGAUCCGGACAAUGUUGAUGGGUUUCAAAACAACAACGGCCUCAAGCUCACGCAGAACGACACUGUGAACUUUGUCAAGUUCCUCUCAGAAACAGCAGCAUCGUUUAACAUGUCCACAGGACUCAAGAACGCCGGAAGCGUGAUAUCUGAAGUCAUCUCAGACGUGCACUUCAGUGUUAACGAGCAAUGCGUUGAAUACUCUGAGUGCGACACAUUUGCACCAUUCAUCGAUCACGGUAAACCUGUGUUCCAUAUUGAAUAUCCUAAAGGGGCUCCUGGUAGAAUAUCCACCAAGACAGUGGGCGGGAUAUGCUCGGGCAAAGGGAAGGCCGAUGGCAGUAAAGGCUUCAGCACUGUCAUUAAGAAGAUGAAUUUGGAUCCAUGGGUGGAGUAUUGUGAUGGGAAGACGUAUGGGUCUUCUUAG
Molecule: messenger RNA, 996 nt
Organism: Fusarium sp. VM40
Lineage: Eukaryota; Fungi; Ascomycota; Sordariomycetes; Hypocreales; Nectriaceae
Source: the annotation of a GenBank genome assembly